AUGCCACCUACUACUUCCAGUCUGCAAAAUUUGGAUACGCAUCAACGAUCAUGUCAAAAGAACGGCAGCGACAUGUUCAUUUCAGCGGUUGCAAACGACCAAGUUUGGUGGGAUGCCAUCGAUUCUUGGACAGAAGAAGCAUUGCAGCUACCGCCGACCCUUCACGAUCAAUAUAAUGCUGGCAUUGUUACCCCUUUAUUUUAUGAAUUUAGUCCUCUUCUCUCCUGUGGAGACUACGAAGAGGAUAUCGAAAAGGACACGAGACGUAUUCCCUGCGAGACAACGUGUAUCGAUAAGGUGGACACGAUUCACCCUCAUCUGGAGGUCCCGUCUACACUCCUUGGCCAAACCACUUCCUCAAGCAAGAAGCGCAAGCGCAAGCAAAACCACUCUUGUGAUCAGUGUCGCGUGGCGAAAAGAGCGUGCGAUUUACCACUCGACAUCGGCAUUUGCAAUGGCCAGCCCUCGAAGGACUGUGCCACCUGCAACACUCGCGGCCUUCAAUGUACAACAGUGUGGUUGAACAAGAGAAAGUCCAACCAGGGUGACGAGAAACAAACAAGGAAACCACAGUACACAAGCAGCAGAGGCGUGGCAGAAGACGACAAACCCUUCGACGGAUUGACUAAUGCCUUAAACGUCGUGUCCGUGGCAGGCCUGACCUCUGCGUUGGCCCCUGAAGCGGAUCUGACGAGACAGAUCAUUGCCGAACAGACGUGUGCACAGCAAUUCAAUCUCUACGUUGAUGUAUGGGAUAUGCCAAUGGUGGAUUGCCUCUCGCAUGCACAUGUGCGACCAUUCUACGGCUCCGGCUUCGAAGCGCUAAUUAAACUAAGCCAAGAUUCUUCUUUUUCUCAGUAUCUCAACCAAGCGCAGUCAUGGAUCAAGAAUUAUUGGCAAAUGUCCUCAGAUCCCUGGGAUGCGACAUCAGCCGGACCACAUCUCUUCUUCGUGGCUAGUCUGCUCGAUGUACUCUUUCAGAAUGGAGGUGGUUCCUUCUCUCGGGCUGCGACGGAGUCUCGAGACAUGGCCAUCAACGAAACAUACAGAUGGGUGGCCCUGUCUAAUGCUGCCCAAUUUGCCAUUGGUAAGCCUGGCUGCAACAAAGCGUCAUCAGAAGCACGGGAAUUUGCAUUGGUGGCAUGGCGCAAGGCCAGGCAGCUGCUGUUCGACAAUAUUGCAGCGACUACUUCAUUUCGCCUGGCUCUCGCACUGGUCUUGUUCGGUGUCAUGCUUCCUCCCAUUCCCACUGAUCCAAAUAGCGCGGAGGACGUUGCUUAUGCCCGUACCGAAGGUGUACGACGCCUUCAGUCACUGUGUGUUCAAGCUCGUUCGCGAUGUGUUGAGACUCCUCGCUCUUACAGCCAGGCGAGUAGAAUGAGCGUGCACGGAACCAAGAGAACGAUCCAUCCAGUGCAAGAACUACCCUCUGACGCGAGAGAAUUGGUUUUGGAUCUCAUUGACUUGCUUAGCUCGCUUGCUAAUAUAAUUAAUUGGGUUCUCAUUGGGAUUUCUCAAGGACAAAUUUGCCCGAGUCCGCCUGCGUUACCAGGCAUCGGUGCGACCAAAGACGACUUGAUUAAAGGUGUGUCCCAAGGAAGGAUCACUGAUCUCGUUGAAGUUCCAACGGGACGCGAGAGAGACCUUGAAAUCACGACUGCGGCAUUCACAGCCGCAGGUGGAAUCGCUGUCACGGGUCUCUGGAACAGAGGUGCCGAGGACGAAGAGAUUCUUCGUGCUGUUCUCGAUUCCGUUCCCCUUGUCGUCAUGCUGUGGAAGUCACUGGCACUUCUGAUUGUAGCUAUACAAAAUGUCGGGACCGAUGACGUUGAGUACGAGGAGAUUUUGUUACAUCACGCAACCAUGAACAAGUUGAGUGAGGCCUGGAGAGCAAUGUUUGGCAAAUUCGAUGAAGACGGCUCGCUCAGUAUCCAAUAUUCAAAACCGAGUCUAAGACGCUCAGUUUUGUUUUGCUCCAGCGAUGGUGAUCUAGCCGUGUUGCAAUUCUGUGAGGUGAUUGAUGAGCUUGAGGCAGAAUUGGCGCAGGCUCCGUCAGCACCAGCAAAAGAACGGCUGUUGGAAGAUCUAUACUCGGCGCGCGCACACCGGGAGGACAAUCGUUUGGUCAGUGCCACCCAAGUCUCUUUCCUCGCUUCAGGGAGUCAGGGGGUAUCAAGCCCAGGGUUCCAAGGAGGAGCAGGUUUGAAAGCUUCGGUCCAAGAUAUAGCUGCUCAUCCACAUCCACAAAUGAUGGUUCAAGCAUUCAGGCUUGCGGCCAAGGCGCUCAGCAACGAAGUGCAAAACUGCAUUGCACGAAUGGACACAGAGAGGGCUUCUUCAAUGACAGCUCGUUUAGAUGCGUGCCUGAAAGGAUUGUGUGAACUCAAGAAGAGUCUAGUUAUGUUUCCAGAUGUUGGCCAGGUAUACUGA
Exophiala spinifera is the source of this 2430-nucleotide messenger RNA. RefSeq lists its product as uncharacterized. The coding region runs from base 1 to 2430 and encodes 809 amino acids. Gene Ontology annotation, biological process: regulation of DNA-templated transcription. Gene Ontology annotation, molecular function: zinc ion binding; DNA-binding transcription factor activity, RNA polymerase II-specific. The record is from RefSeq and is a predicted model, not a curated record. NCBI's taxonomy places the organism in Eukaryota, Fungi, Ascomycota, Eurotiomycetes, Chaetothyriales, Herpotrichiellaceae. The transcript has 2 exons.